GUUCGCUUAUGCAAAGAAGAAGAGGCGAGAGCAGGAGCGAGCGACGUCCCGUCUCCAGUCAUCAAACCGAGCAUUCUUUAGUCCAGUCGGUAUAAACUGGUAAUUUUGAACGCUUUAUUUAAACUGACUGAAAUUAUAUACAUAUUGAUUAUUUUAUUUCGGAAUAGUUAUACUAAUAGUCAUGUUAUAGUCACGGAGUUAGCAACAUGCUAUCCGGACAGCCAUUUAACAUUUCGGUUUCAAGUACACAACUUUUAAGCUGAAAACAUAUAAAUAAUGGGUCUUUUCGUUUGUAAAAAUGUACGUGUCUUUUAUUAAUUGGGCCUAUAUAAAACGAAAAGUAAUUACAAUCAAAAUUGAUGAUUAGGGUAUAGGCCUAACACUAACAUUAAGUGUGCUAACGUAAGUAAUUAAGUUGGCUAACGUUAUAACACUAUUCUUUGAUGUUGCUAUGUUGUUAAAUAGAUUUAAGUCAUCUUUAUUUGUAAAUGUUUUUUUGUUUGUGUGUUGGCUUUUUGUUUUGACUCAUUUAUAAAUAUGUCUCUUAAUAAUUAUUUUGUAUUACCUCAUGCCUUCAAGUAUUUUGUAAAUGUAACAAAAUACCUUUCGGCUAUCUGCGCCAUAGAUUUACAUAUGCUGACAGAAAAUUGGCAAAAUAUUUAUUCAAAGAAUACAAAUUUUAAAACAUGAUGGGUGGAUAAUUGAACCAUUAUUUAAAAAAUGUGGACUAAAAUCAAAAUUUAAAUUUGGCUUCAAAUUAUGAACCGAUUUGUGUAUAACGAUCUAUUUCUGUCAAUCCAAAACUUGUCCUGUCUCCCAUGACAAUAUUAUAAUACACAUUUGUUGUCCUUUUUUUAAAUAACCAUGUUCAGUAUAUGGGGAGUGUUUUUGUCUCCUUUAAAUGUAGGUUAUGCAAGAGCUUAUUCUUCAUUCCAGAGGAUAACCUGGAUUUGGAUAUCCGCUGAAUUAGCUUUCCCGAAGAUUGCCACUUUUUUUAAUCGCACCACUUUUUCCCAUUGGGCAUUUUCCCCUUAAAGUUCCGGCCCAUUUUAAAAAUUCAACCCAAGUACCACCUGGCUUCAGGAGAGACUGAAGACUUCAUUUUCCCAAAAUCCUCUCCAAGAUACGCAGCCCCGUCUUUUGUCCUUUUCUCUUUUUUUUGACGACAUCUAGUUUGAGGAUUUUUUUUAACUCCCCCAACCCCCACACCCCUUACUCAGCAUUACUGGAGAAAAAGAAAAAAAAUAUAAAAGGACAUUUUCCAGCAACUACCAAUUUUAACAAAGCAGUCUGAUGGGAGCAGGUCUCGAAGAGAGGCAGAUUAGGCCACAGCUUGCCUCUCUCACCCUGUACCCUGUUACUCAUCAGUCAAGUGUUCCUUCAGGAUCCACACAGCACGGAGUGACCCUUCAAGAGCUUGAGAUCACCAGGGAACAUCUCAACCACUGCAGGGAGAUUCACCCGGACCCUUAUUGCGUCCCGGACGAGAUCCAGGCGUCACUGUGAAGAUCCUGAGAAUUGUUCCAGAAUGACCAUGCAAGGAGAUGACUGCUACUUCUACUAUUAUUCAACUUGUACCAAGGGUGACAGCUGCCCUUUUCGACACUGUGAGGCCGCCAUGGGCAGCGAGACUACUUGCACCCUAUGGAAAGAGCAAAGGUGUUUCCGCAACAUCUGCAAAUUUCGCCAUAUGGAGAUAGACAAAAACCGCAAGCAAAUCCCAUGUUAUUGGGAAAACCAGCCUGCCGGCUGCCAGAAACCACACUGUGCUUUCCAUCACAGGAAGCCACGUGUCAUUGAUGGCUCUUGUAUCCCCCCAGACAAAGGACAUGCUUUGAAGAACGAUAAGGAAGAGCCACAUGAAGACCAAGUCAACCAAGUCUCAGCCCCUAUUUCAAAUCCCACUAACCCACAAAUAAGAGGAGUCAUCAGAACUGAGACCCAAGAGAAUGUCCCCAGUCCCACCCAUCCACCAGUGGUUAUCAACCCUGUGGACGAUGAUGAUGAGGAUGACCAGUUCUCAGAAGAAGGAGAUGAAUCUAUUGGAGGCUCACCCAGAAAAUUGAUCAAAAAUGAUUCUCUAAACUUUGGUAUCCAGACCCUGGAGGAGAUCAGGUUGAGGAAGUCACUCAUGGCCAAUUUAAAGAAAGCUGGGCAGUCCAACAUGCACAGCUCUGCUCAAAACAGCGGAAAUGCUAUUGAAAAAGAAAACAUUCAGGCUUUCCUACAAUCAGAAAUUAACAAUGCCAGAAAUAAUUCUUCUAAAAGUGAACUUGGAAAAAUAAAAAUUGCAGACAGGCUUGGAAAAAGAAUUUUGAAAAAAGAUGCGGCUGUGGAGGAAGAUGUCCCUUUAAAGCGAUGCAUUGCUGAACGUCUUGGUGGAUUUAUUGAAUCUUCCACAGACAUGCCUCCACAGAAAGCUCAAAAAACGGUGCGUGAAAGACUCGGAUUGACCAAUGACCUCCCUACCACUAAUACGGAGCCAAAGUCUUCUGGAGACAUACGUAUAAAAACUCUUGAGGAGAUUCGGCAAGAAAAGGCUGCCAGGACCCUCAACGUAAGCAAAGUUGUUAAAGAAAGGCCAGUGAAGGACCCCAGCCCAUCCAAAAAAACAAGCAAACCUAGUGGUGCACCUCAAGUGAAGACGUUCUCUGAAAUCCUUUAUGAAAAGAAAAAAUUGAGGGAGGAAAAAGCUGAGGAAACAAACUCAGCUGCUGGAAGCCCAGAGAGGAAUGAGGGGCCCUCCACUGCCGGGGCUGCGGUCAAAGCCUCUGCCACAGCUGGAGAAGUACGAGUGAAGACACUUGAGGAGAUACGCAGAGAGAAGGCUGCACGAAUGCAAGCACAGCUUCAGGAGACGACAAAUAAGAGCACAACCUCUUGUGAAGUAGAGUCUAGUGAAGCUCCAAAAAGGCGAAUUUUACGCAUUAAUAAAACUAAACCUGCUACAAACACUGCGAGUCAGACAAAACAAGAUACAGCUGAUAAGAAACCCGAAACUGUUACGGAGGCAAAUGGAAAAGGGGGUAGCUCGAGCGAGCCCAUAAAAGUUAAAACGUUUGAAGAGAUCAUGCGAGAGAAGAGACUUCGCAAGCAACAGGAGGAGCAGGGCACCUCCACCAUCCAGAAAGAAGCCGAAUCAUCUAUAACUGCUGCCUCGUCACCCGCUGCCUCGUCACCCACCUCUGAACCCUCCAUUCAGCCACAGACCUCAGUGAGACAACGCAUUACACUCAAACCUAAAACCCCACCGAUCCCUGCUGCUGUAGCACCCCAGAAAAAAUCCCCAGAGCGGUCUGAGGACAGUGCUCCAUCUUUAGAUACUCCAAAGCCCUCAACCCCUGCAGUGUUACCGGUCCAGCUGGCCGAGGGAACUAUUCAGACAGUGGAGACCAAAGUGAAGCCCAAGGUAAAUGUGAAACCAUCAGUAAUGAAGCCAGCAGUUCAGCCUGCCCAGAAGAGGAAAGUUUCCAAAGUUCAUCACUCCGCCAUUGCUGAAGUAAAACCUCUUAACGCUGGCUGUCAGACACCUUCAGCGCCAGUUAUGCCCAAUAAGCGGCAGAAGUUGCCCACGCUACCUAUUGAGACGGACACUCAGCAAGUGCCCUCAAACACAGAGGAUGUUAAUAUGGUGCCUAAAGAGGAUGUUAAAAUGGAGCCUAUAGUUGAGCCCAGCAGUACUACGCCAAAAGCAUCCGAGUCUGUUGCUGUCCUUAAAAGCCCGGUGAACAGAACACCUAGUUUGCGUUUUCGGCGUUCCAGCAGCACAACUGUUCGUUCCACGGCUGUCGCUGUUACCAGUUCAUCCUCAAUGGAUGAUUUUGAAGACCUGUUAGAUGAGUUUACUGAUGAUCGACUUGAGGAUGAAUUGGAAUUGGACUCGGGCAAGGGAGAGGACGACCUCCUUUUGGAACUAUCAGAGAUGAUUGACAGUUAGAUAAUAUCCCAAGUGCCCUCUGCCAUUUACAAAACACUUUUGGAUAGGUUAAGGAUAGAAAGGCGCUUUUUUUAUUAAAAUUGUUUUAUUUGCAAACCCAGAUACUUGUCUGUUUUAAUGUUCCUUUAAAAAAUUUUGUCAAUGUAAAUAUGAUUUCUUUAUUGAGCAGUAGUGCUUCAGAAACACUAGUGUCUGUUUUUUUUCCCCGGUUCUCUUUAUUUUCACUACUUAUAGUUGUUAAAAUCUGUUCAGAUAUGUAUAGCAAGACAGCCUCAGGUAUAUUUGAUUAUGUUAAAAGUGAUGUAUAGCACUAGCACAUAAAUCAUGUAUUGCAGUGAUAAAAAGUUUUCAAUUGUGUACUGUGUAUGCUAAGAUUUGCUUUUUGUUAGAGGCACAGCAAUGUAACACUUAAUUCUUUUAUGGUCUCAUGCAAAAAGAUAAUUUCAACAGGUGAUUUCCCUCACAAUUGAUAGGAAAACAUUUUAUUCAAUUCUAUUAAUCUUAAAUCAUUUUAAUGCUAUGAAACGUUUUAUUAUGAUUAAACUUUUUUUUUCUUUCAUUUAUGCAGACGAAGUCCUACCACCAAAUUUUUUCAUUAAAAAAUUCCUUGGGACCGUCCAUAAUUGUUUUCUAUUUAUUUUAAUAGUGAAUCAUUCUUGGACUUUUGACUUCAUUUAAAAUGUGAAUAUGAAAAGCCGUGUGCUCAGGGAUAAUGUUUCAGAUUUUGCAUAUCUUGGCUUACAUGAAUACUUUUUUGUUUGUCUGCUCGGAACCAUUUGGCUCAUCCUGUUCAUUAGUUCCUCUUAUUUUUGUUAAACUUGACAUGGCAUUGCAUUAGAAAAUGGGACAUAAAAAUAUUGUAUUUUGUGCUGCUGAUGCCUGCCUUCAGUUGUGUUGCUCCUACAAAGUCAUUUUUGUAAAUAAAAUGUUUUAGCUCAAAUAUG
Molecule: messenger RNA, 4881 nt
Organism: Paramisgurnus dabryanus
Lineage: Eukaryota; Metazoa; Chordata; Actinopteri; Cypriniformes; Cobitidae
Gene: zc3h11a
Product: zinc finger CCCH-type containing 11A
Biological process (GO): poly(A)+ mRNA export from nucleus
Molecular function (GO): metal ion binding
Source: RefSeq, a predicted model, not a curated record